Vombatus ursinus (common wombat) is the source of this 5517-nucleotide messenger RNA. RefSeq names its product SUFU negative regulator of hedgehog signaling (gene SUFU). Bases 1 to 1476 code for a protein of 491 amino acids. Gene Ontology annotation, molecular function: transcription factor binding. The record is from RefSeq and is a predicted model, not a curated record. Lineage: Eukaryota; Metazoa; Chordata; Mammalia; Diprotodontia; Vombatidae. Gene Ontology annotation, cellular component: nucleus; cytoplasm. The transcript has 12 exons.
AUGGCUGAGCUGCGGCCUAGCGGCGCCCCCGGCCCCGUCGCUCCCCCGGCCCCAGCCCCGGCUCCGGCCCCUGGCCCCGCCGCACCCCCGGCCUUCGCCUCACUCUUUCCCCCGGGGCUGCACGCCAUCUAUGGCGAGUGCCGCCGCCUCUACCCCGAGCAGCCCAAUCCGCUGCAGGUCACCGCCAUCGUGAAGUACUGGUUGGGUGGACCGGAUCCCUUGGACUACGUUAGCAUGUACAGGAACUUGGGAAGUCCAGGUGCAAAUGUCCCUGAACACUGGCACUACGUUAGCUUUGGACUGAGUGAUUUAUAUGGCGACAACAGAGUCCACGAGUUUACAGGAACAGAUGGACCCAGUGGCUUUGGCUUCGAGUUGACAUUUCGACUAAAGAGAGAAACAGGAGAGUCAGCUCCACCCACAUGGCCAGCAGAGUUAAUGCAAGGCUUGGCCAGAUAUGUAUUCCAGUCAGAAAACACCUUCUGCAGUGGUGACCAUGUAUCCUGGCAUAGCCCUUUGGAUAAUAGUGAGUCAAGAAUCCAACACAUGCUCCUGACUGAGGACCCGCAGAUGCAACCUGUGCAGACUCCUUUUGGGUUGGUUAUCUUCCUCCAGAUUGUUGGUGUUUGCACAGAAGAGCUACAUGCGGCCCAACAAUGGAAUGGGCAGGGCAUCCUUGAGCUUCUUCGAACAGUCCCUGUAGCUGGUGGCCCCUGGUUAAUAACUGAUAUGCGAAGAGGCGAGACUAUAUUUGAGAUUGAUCCACAUUUGCAACAGGAGAGAGUUGAUAAAGGGAUCGAGACAGAUGGCUCCAAUCUGAGUGGAGUGAGUGCCAAGUGUGCCUGGGAUGAUCUGAGCCGACCCCCUGAGGACGACGAUGACAGUAGGAGUAUUUGUAUUGGGAUGCAGCCUCGGAGACUUUCUGGCAAAGAUACAGAGCAAAUCAGAGAGACCCUGAGGAGGGGGCUAGAGAUCAACAGUAAACCUGUCCUCCCUCCAAUCAACACCCAGCGGCAGAAUGGCCUAAAUCAUGACCGAGCACCGAGUCGCAAGGACAGUUUAGAAAGCGAGAGCUCAGCAGCUAUUAUUCCCCAUGAGCUAAUUCGCACACGACAGCUUGAAAGUGUACAUCUGAAAUUCAACCAGGAGUCUGGAGCACUAAUUCCACUUUGUCUGAGGGGCAGACUGUUACAUGGACGGCACUUUACAUAUAAGAGUAUUACAGGGGAUACAGCCAUCACAUUUGUAUCGACGGGAGUGGAAGGCGCCUUUGCCACUGAAGAGCAUCCAUAUGCAGCCCAUGGACCCUGGUUACAAAUUCUGUUGACUGAAGAAUUUGUAGAAAGAAUGCUGGAAGACUUAGAAGAUUUGACUUCUCCAGAGGAAUUCAAACUUCCCAAGGAGUACAGCUGGCCAGAAAAAAAACUGAAAGUCUCCAUUUUGCCAGACGUUGUGUUUGACAACCCACUGCACUAGCCCUGAAUUCCGUCCCUUCCUUCAGAUGACCAUGAGAGCCCGGUCUAGCUCCCAAGUGACUCAACAGUGUAAUGAUUGCAGUAAAAAAUGAUUCCUGCAAAUAAAAGGAAAAGAGAGAGACGAUUACUGCACAGCCACUGCAGCCCACAAUGGGGUGCAUAAGCAGGGACUGGCCCCGGCUCCCCUCCACCUCACCUCUUAUCUGGGGGCCAGGCCACUCCAGGCCCAUUAGGAGUGAAUGAGACCUUGUUCCAGCCCAGCUCAGGUCCCACCAGACCAAAUGAGUGGCUAAUGACUCUGUCAUUCCACCUCUGGUUUGGGGAUAUGACUCUGGGACCCCUGACUUUGUUUUCCACAAGCUGACCUCACUCAUCUAUGCUUGCCCACUUCUGCAGGUCUGGGGAAGAGCCCUAGACCCACGGAUUAAAUGCUCUGGCUCCUCCUGACUCUGGAAACCUUUUGUUAGUCAAAUUCCUCCUGGCUACAGAACAAUUCCUCCGAGUAUGUUUGGGGUUUUUUUUGUUUUGUUUUUUGUAUUUUAUUUUUUAGAAACCAUAUGGUAUUUAAUUGCUCCGCAAAGGUGUCUAGAAGCUGUCAUGCAUAUUGGUUUUGUUUUUGUUUUAAGUGGAACUUGUUUUCAAGUUGAACUUUCUUCUCUUGGAAAAGGACUGGGGAUACCUAGCUUUUCCCCUCCCACAUCCCCCCACCCGGCCAUGUCACUAGAAGGUGCUUAGUGUUUGCCAAUGAAUAGCUAUGGUAGGGCCUUUUGGGCAGAAGGACUUUUCUUCACCAGCUCACAAACCAUUGUGGAUCCAUAGAAAGGGUGUUCAGAAGCAGGAGGCAUCUAGGUAGGAGUAGGGUGAAGCUAUGUCUCUGGAGACCUGAGACCCCCUAACGUGAUACUCAGCCCUGGCCCAACCCUUAACUAGGAAAGGCUGUGUUCUUGCCAGGUGGGUUGGGCUCCAGAAGCCUCAGGGAGCCCCUUGGCCUAAAACCGGCGCCUGUGAGGCGUGAGGACUGCGGCCAGCACUGCCCAGACUCUUGGAAACUUGGAGAAGAUAUCAGCCUCGCCUUCUCAGUGGGCUUCUCACUCUGACUGGGGCCAGCCUAGGAGAGGGAGAGUCUCAGCCCUUGCAGGCACCUCCCCCACCUCCAGCUAGCUCAGGGUUUGUGUGACCUUUUAGGUCCCCAUUCUCUCUCCUCCCUCCUUUCUGAUCUCAUCUUCCCUCAGGCCCCCACAGCUCCAGGCUCUAGGAAUUUCUAGUUUAUUAAAAGCUAAAAAAUAAACUUCCAACAUCUGUCUUGUUAUCAUUUUGCAACAGCACAUUCACCUCUUCUCCCUUCUUCCUAAAUUCAUUUAUUUCCUUUAUUUGUUCCUCUUUCUCUCAUCUUUCCCCUUAGACCUCUGUCUUCUCCUGUACUUUUUUCCUUUGCACCUGUAUCUCAGGCCUUUCUCUCUCUACAUCUCUGACCUCUUUCUUCUACUGUAUUUCUGGCUUCUUUCCCACUAACAUCCUCUGCUUUAUUCUGUAUCUCUAGUGUUUUUCCCUUCACUUCUGUCCCUCCUUAAAUCUCUGGCUUCUCCCCCCUGCAUUUCUGGCCAUUCUCCCACUUACAUAUUUUUGGCUUCUUGUAUCCCUGGUCUCUAUCUUCCUGCAUCUCUGGUUUCAAGCCCUUUCGCCCCUGAGUGCGCCGCCCCCCCCAUAUCUCUAGUCCCUCCCUCCCUUUAUCUCUGACUUCUCAUCACUAAUACUUUUUCUCCUGUCACUCAAGUACCUGACCCAUCAUCCUCAUGUGACCUCCUUCAUCUCCUGCAUCAGGAGGACACAUCACCACCACCUCCAAGGACACCAAUCCAGUUCUGGCCUCCCAAGGCCUCCUUUUGGUUUCCUCCCACCCCAGACCUGAAUGAAGUUGUUUUAGCCAUGGAAUUAAAGGACUAUUUCUGGCACCAUCCAACACACACUCCAUAACAUGAGAAGCAUACCAUAGGCCAUGACAUCCAUCAUGGCUCACAGAAAGCUGGCACAAGAGAUGACAACCCCUCCAAUGCCCAGUUAGGCAAAAAAUUGUCCUGACCACUUCUCUAGGGAAUUGAAGAGAUGAAGACUGGUGCCAAAGAUCAGAAGAAGAUCGACAUUAAACAGUCUCCAAGAACCCUCUUUCCUAAUGGUCUCCAGAAAGGUUAUGGUGAGUGAGACUUAAUCUUGUGAACUAUUAAUGAACCUUAGAUGUGAAGACAAACCAGUCCUAUUCUGGAAUACCCAAGUGUAUCUUUCACUCAAGCCUAGGAAUUCUUUAGCGUGAGCUUCAUUCAUGAAAAAUAUAGGUGUUGCAUUUGCUGACCCCUGGUUCCCAAAUACCCCAGCAAGGUUCCAUCUUCAUCCCAUGUGCCCCUUUGCUGCCAGUUGCUGGCAUCAUUCACCCCAGCUAGAUGAUUGCCUUUUUAGUGUCUCUGAUUCCAGUAGUGUUCUUUGGUCUUCUCUACUGCCACCAUCUCCAUCUCUUUUAAAUUCUUCCACUUCUCUGCCUCAUGGAAGGGAAAAAAAGAUGCAGCCAGCCUGAUCAGUCACUCCUCUCUAAGCCCCACCACCCCACAGUCCUCUCCACCAGCCCUUAGUUUUAAUCUUAGUUUGGUGUCUAAGCCAAAGUCUCCCUUGGUACCAAAAGCACCGGGUUAUUGCAUGAGGAGGUUUAGGAUUAAUGGGUUGACUACCAGUAUCAAGGACCUGGGUAGUCCUGUGUGAAUGGGGAGAGCGUUAUAAAGGAUAGCCUAACUCGGGGAAGGUGACAUGGAAGAAUACAUUGCCCAGAAAGCCCAUUGGGCAGUCUGGAAGGCCAGUGGCCAUAGACACAUCUUACCCUUCCUAUCCUAAGAACUGUUCUUCCUGGGCCCAGGACUUCAUGUCCCUUUUCCAAAGUACUUUCCAUACAUGGCUGUGCAUGUGCAUGCUGCCUUUGUAUUGUUUGUAGUCCUUCCCUUGGUGGAAGUUGGAAAGGAACAAGUUAGAGGGUCUUUAUGGUUUUCCUGUGCAAGAUUCUCAGAAAGAGUGAAACAGGGAUCAUCAUUGAGCUCUUUUCUGACCCAGCUUUCCCUCAGACUUUGUAGACUCAUCCUCCAGACAGAAACUCUUAGGAACUUGUAUCCUGAACUGGGUAUCUGCUCUUCCUUUUCCAACUUUGAACUCUCCCAGCUCCAAGGAAGGGUCCUUCCUUUUCUAUAGCAGCUGAUUCUUCAUUGGUUCCACUCUAGGACUAUUUUCUUCUCCCAUCAUUUCCUCAUGUCUCAGAUUCCAUGGUAGCCCCUUUAAGGAAAAGGGGGAGCUCCCCAGUAUUUACAAUCUUGAUGGCUCUCUGACUGGAUAACAGUAAAGUCUUACAGGACACAGAGGCUUUCAAAAUCUUGGGCAAUGCUUGUCAUUGUCACUUGUCACUUCUAGGCAAUUAUCCCUUAGAGGCUAAAGAAUUGCUCACACCAUCUCUGUGGGUCAGAGUGUAGGAAUUCAGCCAUGGUCAUGCUCCAUCUUAAGAACACUCUGGUCUUGCCUUGUCUUUUUCCAAAGGGGUGGCACAAGGGAUAAGAUAAGAGGAAUGGGGAGAGGGCUCAGGGAUCUGAAAAGGCUAGAGCACUUUUUGAAAAGAGACAGACCUAAAACUGUUUGGCCUGAAUUUUGAAGUUUGGUGAAGAGCUGAACUAUUGACAUUCUACUGUGAGGCAGUCCCCCUUUCUCUGCUUUUUAACUAAGCUCUUUCCCUCUCUGGCUGAGAGGGCCUUGUGCCCAAAGGGAAGUGCUCAGUCCUGUCUUGGGUCAGGAUACUGUAACUCAACUUCUCAUUUUGUUACAAAAACCUGAAAGCUGCUUUGAGCAGAGCUUUUUUAAUCUUUUGUAUUAGUUUCUAUUAUCAGUGGUGACUUGGUUCCUGGGCACUGUGGCAGGCCAGGACUUUUGUAAGAAUUUUUUCAGUGACUCACUGAAACCGUUUCCUUCCCGCCCCCUCUCCCUCAGUGUAAUCUAAGUGCAUUAAACAUGUUUGCAGAAC